Messenger RNA from Pelodiscus sinensis (Chinese soft-shelled turtle), 1251 nucleotides. Lineage: Eukaryota; Metazoa; Chordata; Testudines; Trionychidae. The record is from RefSeq and is a predicted model, not a curated record.
AUGACCGUCAGACUUACAACCAGGAUAGCCAAGGCCGGUGGCAGAGCACACUGGGCCCGGCGGCCAGGGAGGCUGGCUGUGACCCUGGCCUGUGUCCCCGCAGGGUCUGUGUACGAGAUGAGCGGCAGCGAGUGCUGCUUGUCCACGGGCGACCUGGUGAAAAUCAUUGGCCUGCACCUCCAGAAGGUCACCUGCGAGGACCCAGAGACCGGGCUAGUGAGAGAGCUGCAUAGCGAGUGCUGCUUGUCCACGGGCGACCUGGUGAAAAUCAUUGGCCUGCACCUCCAGAAGGUCACCUGCGAGGACCCAGAGACCGGGCUAAAGCUCAGCCGGGGAGAGCAGCUCUGCAGACUCGGAGUCUCCCUGGCUGUUGUCGGAAACUCGUGGGGUCUGACUCCCAGCUUCGCCGUGCUGGGUCGGGGGGAGACGUGGCUGGGCUGGGGCACCUGGCUCUCACCGAGGCAUCUCCCGGCAGUGCGGAAGGAGGUGGUGAAAAUCCCCUCCACCCUGGAAGUGGACGUGGAGGACGUCACCGAGGCAUCUCAGCACAUCAACUUCAUCAAGCCGCUGCUGCUGAGCGAGGUCCUGGGGCUGGAGGAGACCUUCCCCAGGCAGGCCGAGAUCCUGGAGGGUCCUGGGUACCCGCCCAUCUUUGAGAACGACUGGAUUCCCCGCCUGCACAAGGGGCAGAAGAUCCAAAUCCACGGCGUGUCCUGUGCCUGGAGGGUCCUGGCCUCAUCCUGCAAGGGCAGGAAGGGCUCCCGGCACUUCCUGCUCUCCAGCACCUACCAGGGCAAGUUCCGGAGGCGCCCCCAGGAGUUCCCCAGGAGCAGCCCGGGCCUGCACGUGGUGGUGACCAAGGACUGCGAGAACCCCGAGGAGGAGCCGCCGUCUCUAAGCGCCAGGCAGGAGGUGCUGCGCUUGGCCACGGCCCAGGUGCGCCAGCAGGGGCAGCCCAUGUCCAUCGAAGUGCUCCUGUGCAGCAGGCACAUCGAGGAGGAUGAGGAGAGCGAACCGGUCAUGCUGCCGCUGCACAUGGAAGGCGGCUUCGUGGAAGAGCUCAGCGACAACCGGCGCUACAGCCUCCUCGAGGUCGUGCAGCAGCUUCAGCUGCCCUGCGAGGUCAAGGUGGCCUCCAAGGACCCUUCCCUGGCCAAUGACGUCCUGGGCUCCUUCUCCGCCCUGCGGCUGGAAGCACAAAUCACGGAGCCCUUUGUAGUGACCAGCUUGUGCGAGGAGGCCCCGCUGGCU